Cercospora beticola is the source of this 691-nucleotide messenger RNA. RefSeq lists its product as uncharacterized. NCBI's taxonomy places the organism in Eukaryota, Fungi, Ascomycota, Dothideomycetes, Mycosphaerellales, Mycosphaerellaceae. The record is from RefSeq and is a predicted model, not a curated record.
GUGCUGGCAAAACUAUAAGCGUACCAGAUUGUAGCUGCUAUGAUAUCUUCACCUGCUCUUGUUUGUGCGUGCGACCUGUCCACCUAAUUCUGCAGUAGCAGCUGCACCAGCACAGCACACUAUGCUUACCUUUCAGAUCCCCCCGGAGCACUGGGAAAAAUGGUCGUCUACCUACCAAGGCUUUUUCGCAGGAGCCUAUUUGAUGAUAGGCAUUGCAAUCCUAUGCUUUGCGUACAUUGGAGAGAAACGGGCACGCAGACGAGAAGUGCGUGAAGUCCACAAAGAUAUAGAAAAUUGGCAAAACCCGGGCAUGAAAGAGAUCGUCGCUGAGCUGAGAUUGUUGAGGCAAGUUAUGGCAACUCGAAGAGAUCUUUGGGACACCAUGCCGCCGAGCUAUGAAGAUAGUCAUGGCAACAGAGUGCAAGCAUGGGAUAUGGAAAAGGGCGGCUCCGACUACAUGACCAGCCGGUUUGUCUACGGCGGGCAAACAUGUACAUGGAAUUGGAAUUGGAAUGAGAGCUAGCACUGCUCCUGUCCACCCUGCAAGGUGAAGCCUUAUUGCGGGAGGUUGCCUGGAUUCCUCUCUGACAGCAUCGAGAUAAUGAGCAGGCGAAGCGUGUCUCUCAGCAGACAGCACUUUCCAGACCGAGUUCAAGUGGGAAGAAAUGAUUGCAUCCCGCCCGAAUUGAGC